GUCUGGCAACGCCCUUCCAUUUCCUCCUCCCCUUUUCAAGAUGGCAGCGUAGAUCGCCUAUCUUUUGGUUACUUUUGGCGUUGAUUCGGUGUUCGGGUGGUUGCGCGAAACUGGGUAAACAAAGUUCAAAAGCGCGUUUGCCAAGCCGGCUGUCGCCUCCGAGACGAUGGAGAAGGCCAAGGGCGCCGACCCGACGUCACCGAACCACAAGGGCCAGGCGCUGAAGCCGGCCAACAACGGGUCGCUGGAGGGGCUCGAGUCCAAGUCGAGCUCACUCAACUCCAAGCUGGGGCCGCGUUCCGUGGGCAGCCACAGUUCUCACUCGCCGUCGCUGUGCUCAUCGUCGUCCACGUCUACCGAGAACAUGCAGCUCGCUCAGGAGCUCAAGAUGCGGGAAGUGUCCAAGGUGCCGAAGUCCCAGGAGCCUCCGCUGCUGCCCGGGGAGCAGCCCCACGUUGUCCAGAAGGCCAGGGACGUGACCUACCUGUGCCCGUUCCAGGGACCAAUCCGUGGCUGCCUCUUCAUCACAAACUACAAGCUGUACUUCAGGGGCAUUGACAAGGAGCCCAAGUUCACGAUGGAGGUGCCCCUGGGGGUAGUGAGCCGCAUCGAGAAGGUGGGCUACGCCUCGAGCCGGGGCGAGAACUCGUACGGCAUCGAGCUGUUCUGCAAGGACCUGCGCAACCUCAAGUUUGCCCACAAGCAGGAGAACCACUCACGCAGGGACAUCUUCGACAAGCUUCACAAGUUCGCCUUCCCCCUCUCCAACGGGCUGCCCCUGUUUGCCUUUGAGUACGGCGGGCGCUUCACGGCCAACGGCUGGGCUGUGUACGACCCAGUGGCGGAGUACCGCCGGCAGGGCCUGCCCACCGAGAGCUGGCGAGUGAGCCGCGCCAACGAGGGCUACCGCCUCUGCGACACCUACCCCGCCCUGCUGGCCGUCCCAGCGGCUGCGGACGACAGCCUUCUGGAAGCGGUGGCCGCCUUCAGGAGCCGGGGUCGCAUCCCGGUGCUCUCGUGGAUCCACCCGGAGAGCCAGGCGACGAUCACGCGCUGCAGCCAGCCCAACGUGGGGGUGAGCGGGAAGCGCAGCACGGAGGACGAGAGCUACGUCCAGAUGAUCAUGGACGCCAACGCCCAGUCGCACAAGCUCUUCAUCAUGGACGCUCGGCCCAGCGUCAAUGCCGUCGCCAACAAGGCGAAGGGCGGGGGCUACGAGAGCGAAGAGGCGUACCGGUGUGCGGAGCUGUGCUUCCUGGACAUCCACAACAUCCACGUGAUGCGUGAGAGCCUGCGCAAGCUGAAGGAGGCCUGCUUCCCGGCAAUGGAGGAGUCCCGCUGGCUCUCGACCCUGGAGGCCACCCACUGGCUGGAGCACCUCCGGGCCGUGCUGGCCGGGGCCCUCAGGGUGGCCCACCGUCUGGAGGGGGCCAAGUGCUCCGUGGUGGUGCACUGCAGCGACGGCUGGGACCGCACCGCGCAGCUGACCAGCCUGGCAAUGCUGAUGCUGGACCCGUACUACCGCACCAUCAAGGGCUACGAGGUGCUCAUCGAGAAAGAGUGGCUCAGCUUCGGACACAAGUUCGCGCAGAGGAUUGGUCACGGGGACGACAAGCAUUCGGACGCGGACCGGUCUCCAGUCUUCCUCCAGUUUGUGGAUUGCACCUGGCAGAUCAUGAACCAGUUCAAGAAUGCCUUUGAGUUCAACGAGCACUUCCUGAUCACCAUCCUGGACCACCUGUACAGCUGCCUCUUCGGGACCUUCCUCUACAACUCGGAGCAGCAGAGGAUGAAAGAGGGUGUGCGUGAGCGCACGCAGUCGCUCUGGUCGAUGGUGAACAGCGAGGUGGAGGAGUACAGCAAUCCGCUGUACACCACCUACCCUCAGCAGCAGGUGCUGUUCCCUGUGGCCAGCCUCAGGCGCCUCCAGCUCUGGAAGGGCUACUACUGCCGCUGGAAUCCACGCAUGCGCCUGCAGGAACCCCUGCAGGUGCGGAGCAGGGAGCUGCUCCAGCUGCGAGCUCAGCUGCAGAAGCAGCUGCAGGAGCUGAAGAAGGAGCACGAGAGCAAGUCACGCCUCCCGCCCAGGGUGUCCUCCCCAAUUACGGUCUAGCCACCCUGUGCAUCCGUCGCCAUCUCACUUCUGUGCACCCAAGGCUCUCUCUUUGGACUGAAAGGGAUGCUCUGCUCUUCUCACCAUUUCAGUGACUACGUAUACUGGUGUAGUACAGAUAUUACUUUUUUUUUGCCGUAUUCUGUACUAUCGUGUGCUACGUACGCCAGCUCAUGUCUACAAACAAACCGGAAUGCCCCUGGCGGCACGCCACCAGCGCCGCGCAUGCGUGACGAGGUGUGGGCAAGAAGCGCGCCGUCCCACAUCGAAAAGCCAUUGGAAUUUGAUGUUGUCGGCGUCGGUGUGAGUCUCCAUGCUCUUUUUUGUGUUGGAAGUGUUGAUUCUAUGUCUUGCCAGCAAUGUCUUUCUACUUUAGUGGCCUGAGCGAAAUUAACGAGGCUCUUUACACCGCAAAGCUUCGCGUAAAUAAUGUUACGUGCUGCGAUUCGUUCCGCGUGAAUGCCGCAGAAUGGGUGCUAAAGCCUGUUUCACGUGAUGAGAUUCUGCUCGCAGUUGCAACGUCGCUCGAGCUACAAGAGUGUGACGGCAGCUGCAAUGCUCGACGUCACUGAAAAUCGCAGGCAUAAUUGGACCAAGUGAAUCGGGCAAAACAAAUUGGCAAUCAGCACUGUAAACAAUUGUCAACAUCUCCUUGUAUAUACUGUUUAUACCAAGCCUACUUACCCCGAACAACCGUCAAACUAGAAGUCUUUUGGAGCCUGCACAUACUUAUCGCGACCUUUGGUUCACUGGCUGUUGUCGUGUGAAUGAGCAAAUGACAGUUUGACCGAAUUUGAAAGAGCAGACAACAGUCUGAAUGUGUUUGAAAGAGCAGGCGACAGUUUGAAUGAGUUUGAAACGGCAGACGACAGUUUGAAUGAUCAGACGGCCGUUUGAAUGUGAUGACGCACUGAGUGGUGGUCCGCAUUUGGUCCAGACAGCUUGACCGUUUUCCCACAUUUAUGUUGGAACAAAGCAAAUCAGACGACCAUAAGUUCCUGUGAAUUCGACCCAAAGUGCUCCCCGCACGAGCAAUCGUGAUCCAACGGCUUUCAGUUUUCCCUUUUCACGGCACCUAUUCAUGUUCCCGGACAAACUGGGCAAGCAGAAAACACAUGAAAGCAUCUUCACAGCUUUCCCAGCUCUUUUGGUACAGCCCCAGUCACGUCAUCUUGACAAGAAUGUAGGUUUUAACCAUUUUAGUGAAAAACCCGAGACUGAGGUAUUGACGGACGACGACAAGGAGGAGAAGAACAUCUCAAACACAGCUAAACCUUCAUUGAGGACAAAGCCCUUUAUAUAGGACUAAAAAAAAGAAGGAAGGAAAGGGAACCCUUCUUCACACCACCUCUCUCAACAAAAGAUACGACACCUGGUUCUUUCCAGAACAAUACAGGAAUGCCCGUCCUGCACGGUGACUUCUGCCCACACCUCAGACCGAAAUUGCACCCAAAACGCCACCAGCGCGGCAUGUCAUAACUGAGUUGGGUUAGUGUAAAUAUAUAUAAACAAUGUGGUAUAUUUUAUACCAUUUUAUCAAUGUAAUAUAGUAUGGAAUUAAAGGCAGUAUAGUUUGGUGGUUUCAGUUUGCAGUUUUAAAGGCAGAGCAGAAGGAACUGGCCAGAAUAUCCGUAUUGUCACAUUCUUUACAUUCUUCAGUACUAUUUGAAUGAAAAUUUUGUGGAAAAUCGAAAUUUCAAAGUUGUGGUACAUUUCGUAUGUUUUUACUGUCAAGUUUAAUAUUUAAGUACUUUCAACUUGUUUUUUCUCGUUUUUGUAGAACAAUAAUUGAUAAACACCCUUGUUAAAAUGUCAUACAGAGUAUUAAAUAAACCUUCCUAGAAAGGUAUGUCUUCUGUAUUGAGAUGUGCCUGCCAUAACUACCGUUUCUUAUAAGCGAACCAAUUUUUUCGGAGGAUAGUCUGCAAGACAUUACAGUGUUUUAUUUAUAGGCGUUGUAAGUGGAUGCCAGUGUGCAUGUUUCAGUGGCAGCACUUCUUGCUGAAUGUUUCGACCCUUGAAGUCUAGUGAGGAGAGAGGUUGUUUGACCAAAUUUUGCUUCACUUGCCAGUAGAUUGCCGUUACCGCAAUUUCCUGGAAAGUUGCACAUUUGGGUAGUGUCUGGACGGCUUUUGUACCCGGUGAUGGGCCCAGUCGCGACUUGUAGUGUGCUUGUAAAAGGAUUCUCUGGAGUAGAGGACAUUUGAGAGUUUCACGUUGCACCUCAUUUAUGCCAUAACGGGGCUUGUCUGCCAUUGAUUAGUGCCCAAAAGUGAUUUGUAGCGGAGACUUGGCGAGGUCACUUGAUUCUUGCAGGUCCCUUAACCGAACGGACAGCCUAAAUCACUUCCCGGACAUUGUAGGUGCAAUUCUUCACAAUUCAUACUUUGUUGUUGUCUUAAGUUUUUCUUCUGCUUUCUCCCCUGUAAUUCCCUUGAGCCUCGAGAGUAUGCUAAAUAGAAAAAAAAAAAAUAUUGUAGCUGAUUGAGAUUUAUAUUGUUCUUGCUGUCCUGUGUAAAUAUUUUCUUGAGAUAUAAGUGUUUACAGGUACAACAAGAUGCAUUGUAUGUCGUUGAUUGCCUCUAUUUCACCUUACAAUGAACUACAAGCAACGCUGCGAACCACUGUAGCUAUUCUAGCACUGUGAAUCGUCGCUUUUCCGAAGGUCACAUGCACAGUAUUAGAUUGACUUGAGUAGCUCGAAGUGACCUCUGCAGUUCAUUGUGAGGUCAAUUGGAGCGUUGGGUAGGCUGCAAGCUUUGUGCCCGUUGAUUUUUUUUCUGCCUUCCGCUUUUAAAGAGGAAAUUUGGAAGCCAUGGCGACUGUAAAUAUUUGCUUGUGUUUUUGUACGACUUAUUAAAAUUUCUGUACCUUGUAA
Messenger RNA from Ixodes scapularis (black-legged tick), 4991 nucleotides. It is a transcript of the gene mtm, whose product is annotated as myotubularin-related protein 2. Gene Ontology annotation, biological process: dephosphorylation. Bases 167 to 2113 code for a protein of 648 amino acids. Gene Ontology annotation, molecular function: phosphatidylinositol-3,5-bisphosphate 3-phosphatase activity. The record is from RefSeq and is a predicted model, not a curated record. Lineage: Eukaryota; Metazoa; Arthropoda; Arachnida; Ixodida; Ixodidae. The transcript is spliced from 13 exons.